This is a messenger RNA of Cuscuta campestris, 782 nucleotides long. NCBI's taxonomy places the organism in Eukaryota, Viridiplantae, Streptophyta, Magnoliopsida, Solanales, Convolvulaceae. The record is from the annotation of a GenBank genome assembly.
UUAGUUAGAAAAAAUUGGAAAGAAUUAGAAAAAGAAAAAAGAUGGGAAGGAGUCAAGGAGGGGGUUACUUUUGAAUGAGUUGGAAGUCAUUCAAAAGAAGGCAUCAGUGUCUGUUGGUAAAAUUACCCGAUCCAAUUCCAAACAAUAGCUGAAUCUUCAGAGCUCUUUGUAACAGUUGAAAACUCGAGGAAGAAGUUACGGCCAUGGAUGAGCUUGAAUUCCGGCGCCAAAUUGAGCUCUUCCCGGUCGUCAGAUCUCGCGAUUUUCACGCAAGCCAACCACUCGAUGAAAAGAAUGGAGAGGAUGGAACAGAUGCAUUGACGGAUACAGCUGCAUUUUGGGACAAAUUGAAGAUGGUUACAGAACAAAAGGUCGGCACUGAAGAAGCAGAAAAGUUUUGCCAGGCAUUUCAACAAAUUUACAGGAAACUUGUGUAUGAAGAACUGAGUUCAGAAGUUGCUCGUACUUGUCUGAACUCUUGAUUGAUUUUAGAUACGAGUACUAUGUUUCUUCCUUCUCGGAGUUGAGAAAUUCCAAAACUGUCACUUUGCGUGCUCGUUUAUCCAUUUCCAAAAAAAACACUUGUGAUUUAAUUGUCAUAGAUUUGUCUUAUGCAUCAUAAGUAAGCGUUUACUGCUAUAUCAUUUUGAUGAGUUAUAACAUGUAGUUGGGAUAAUGAGCCCCCCCUUUUAACAACCAAUGUCUGUAUUGAUGGUUUUCGUUCUUUUUUUGUUUUCCCCUAUCACAUUAGAGCUGUGAUUUAAGGCUUCUACUUCAUAUGA